AAAGCAAAGGAAAAAAAGAGGUGGCCUCUUCCUCAAGAAAACAAAGACUAGCAAAAUAAUAACCAGAGAGGAGUUUGGGCAAAAGAGUAACAAAAGUAGUUGCAGAAACACAGAGAACUGAAAGAUUGAGAUUGUUGAAGCUACAUUUUAUCCAUUAUUUGAAUCAUGUCUCGGAGGUAUGAUAGCCGAACGACGAUAUUCUCUCCGGAGGGUCGUCUUUACCAGGUGGAGUACGCCAUGGAGGCGAUUGGAAAUGCUGGAAGUGCCAUAGGGAUUUUGGCUAAUGAUGGGGUUGUUUUGGUUGGUGAGAAGAAGGUUACUUCAAAGCUUCUUCAAACCUCUACUUCAAAUGAGAAGAUGUAUAAGAUUGAUGAUCAUGUAGCUUGUGCUGUGGCUGGUAUUAUGUCUGAUGCAAACAUUCUGAUAAACACAGCUCGAGUCCAAGCUCAGCGUUACACUUUUUCGUACCAAGAAUCCAUGCCUGUUGAGCAGUUAGUCCAGUCCCUUUGUGAUACCAAGCAAGGUUAUACACAGUUUGGUGGGCUUCGACCUUUUGGUGUUUCCUUUCUGUUUGCUGGGUGGGACAAGAAUUAUGGGUUUCAGCUUUAUAUGAGUGACCCGAGUGGAAACUAUGGUGGGUGGAAGGCAAUGGCAAUAGGAGCUAACAAUCAGGCUGCACAGUCGAUGCUUAAGCAGGACUACAAGGAUGAUAUUAACCGCGAAGGUGCUGUUCAGCUUGCGUUAAAGGUCCUUGGUAAGACAAUGGACAGCACAAGUCUUACCUCAGAGAAGCUGGAAUUGGCUGAAGUUUAUCUUCUGCCUUCUGGGAAAGUCAAGUAUCAGGUACACUCUCCAGAAUCCUUGAACGAGUUAUUGGCUAUAGCUGGAUUGACUCAACCUGCUGCAGAAGCCUCUUGAGUGUCAUUUAAAUCCCUUGCUGUCAGAUGCUAUAAUGUACUCAUUAUUAUAUGCAAAAUAUGAUUUUGUUAUGGUUGAAUCUGUCUUUGUUGGUUCGGGAAUUAAAAUCGCAGACUCUCCAUGUAUUAGAUGUUGCUGCUUUAUGUUGUUACUCUGUUGUAUUGUUUGUCAAUCUCAGCUUUGCGCAUCCAUUACUUAA
Molecule: messenger RNA, 1117 nt
Organism: Spinacia oleracea (spinach)
Lineage: Eukaryota; Viridiplantae; Streptophyta; Magnoliopsida; Caryophyllales; Amaranthaceae
Product: proteasome subunit alpha type-4-like
Exons: 2
Coding region: 166-918 (250 amino acids)
Biological process (GO): ubiquitin-dependent protein catabolic process
Cellular component (GO): proteasome core complex, alpha-subunit complex; proteasome core complex
Source: RefSeq, a predicted model, not a curated record